CAGUACGACAUCAAGUAUAAGAGGUCUGAGCAGCAUUGCAAUGCAGAUGAACUGUCUAGGCUGCCUUUGCCAGACACAAAACCAGAAUGCCCUCAAGGCGACAUCUUCUACUUCCAAGAAAUGCAAGGUGCUCCGGUAACUGCUGCCCAAGUGAAACGAUUCACAAGAACUGACCCAGUCUUGUCAGAAGUUCUGACCAGGAUAUCUCAGGGCUGGAAAGGAAAGAUGACAGAUAAAUUCAAACCCUAUCUGAUUCGACGAAAUGAGUUGACAGUGCAGUCGGAUUGCUUGCUGUGGGGUUAUCGUGUCAUCAUACCCCCGCCUCUGAGGCGCCGUUUGUUGAAAGAACUUCACGCUGGUCAUUCGGGAAUAGUGAGAAUGAAAGAGAUGGCACGCAGCUACUUCUGGUGGCCUGGCUUGGAUGCAGAGAUUGAAGAGGAAGCAAAGGGUUGUACAGAGUGUCAGAAUGUAAGGAACAUGCCCCAGCCAGCUCCCUUACAUCCAUGGGAUUUUCCAGAGGUGCCAUGGCAAAGAAUACACAUAGACUUCGCAGGACCACUGGAGAACCACAUGUUUCUGGUUCUUGUGGAUGCUCACAGUAAAUGGCCUGAGGUUGCAGUCAUCCAUAACACAUCCUCUGAGAAGACCAUUGAGGAGCUUAGAACUGUUUUCAGUCGUUUUGGGCUGCCACAACACCUUGUAAGUGAUAAUGGCCCCCAGCUGGUGUCUGAAGAGUUUCAGUCUUUUCUGAGUGUAAAUGGAACUCAGCACAUCAGGUCUGCUCCUUAUCAUCCAUCCACAAAUGGCCUGGCUGAACGAUUCGUGCAGACACUGAAGAAGGCGUUAAAGACAUCUCAGGGUAAGGGCUCCCUAAACCAAAGACUGAACACAUUUCUAUUGUCUUAUAGAAACACUCCUCAUGCAAUCACAAAAGUUUCUCCAGCUACAGCUUUGUUGAAACGACAACUACGCAGCAGACUGGAUCUUCUGAGACCAACCGGAACCAAGCAGAUUGUAUUGUCACAACAGCGAAUGCAGGUGGAGAGGCGAUCCAAAGCGAAGUUCAGGAGUUUCAACAGAGGUGACAACAUACUUGCUCGUAAUUAUGGAAAAGGAGCGAAAUGGGUACCUGCAAAUGUUCUUGCACAAACCGGCCCCGUUUCAUACAUCGUUGAAACAAAGGAAAAGUUGACGUGGAGGAGACAUGUUGACCAGUUGUUGUCCUCGACAAUCUCCAGUGAUGCUCCCUGUGAAUUGGACGCACAUCAACACGCAUCUCACAUCAACUCGGGUCGAAAUGUGGCACCAGAAACCUUACCCACACCAUCUUCAAGUGAACCUUGGGUAAGCGUUCCCAUUGAGAAUACCUCUUCCUCUCCAGUGACUGUUACAGACACUCUAGUAGAAACACCACCGGUGCCUGUUCUUCAUCGUUAUCCGACUAGAGUGUGAAAACCACCACGGAGAUUGGAUCUUUAGUUUAGAGGCUAACCCACGACGUUUGGGCAGAAUAAUCCCCAGGGUUCCGCAAGGGAAUUGAGGCAGUCUACCCUCCUUCCCUAGAGUUAGAAAUAUUUUAUAAAGUGUUCCUAAAAAUGUUCUUAAACUAAAGACAAACGUAUGUAUGACAUCAAGCAUUUAUUUGUUGAGAUUGACUUCAAAAGUAAAAGGGGAGGAAUAUGUUGUGUAUUGUAUUCUUAACGUUUCAGGUUUUGUCCUAACGGUGACUCCGUACUUGUCCCCUGUGAUAUUGUACAUGCGCAGAACAACUGAGUGUAUAUUCGAUAGUGAACGAGUCAGUAAAGGCUGCUAUGUGAAAUG
Molecule: messenger RNA, 1821 nt
Organism: Rhinichthys klamathensis goyatoka
Lineage: Eukaryota; Metazoa; Chordata; Actinopteri; Cypriniformes; Leuciscidae
Exons: 1
Coding region: 121-1452 (443 amino acids)
Biological process (GO): DNA integration
Molecular function (GO): nucleic acid binding
Source: RefSeq, a predicted model, not a curated record